GGGGUGUAACGGUACACAAAAAUCAUGAUUUGUACCUCUGUGUUGAAGUCAUGGUUAGGUUCAUUUUCGGUACAGCAAGCCUGUAAGUACUGGUAACCUAACAUUUGCUGACAAUAUGCUGAUGCUAAGCAGAAUUAGUAUUUUGAAAAGGUAUCAAUUAACAUGUGUGUGGGAACUCAAAUAAAAAUAAAAAAACAGACUGUUGAUUACUAUUUGAGACUGCAUUCAGUACAUUCAAUACACAUCUGUAUUGAACCUAACGCCCUGUACCUUAAUGGUUCGGUAGCAAUAUAUGUCUCCUUACACCCCUAUUGAUUAGUGAUGCACUUUUUUGUAGGGGCCACUGACAUUUGUAUAACAAAUUUGUGUGCACUGCAAUGCACAGACAGAUUUCUUAUGAAUUGUAAUUCAGCUGAAUCUUUGGGAUUUUCUUUGAGAUUGAGGUUUCAUGUUACAUGUGCAGUUUUUCAGUAGAUUUUGUAAUGGAAAUGAUUAUUCAUAAAAAUUCCAUAGCUUUUAAAGGUCACAUAGUUCCAUACUUCCUGACAGAAUUGUCAUAAUUAACGUAAUUAAUGACGCUGCUGCUGGUUGACAGCAGGAAGGCCAUCAGAGCUAGGUCCUCAAGAUAGAUAUUAUCUUUCAGUUGAAUAAGUUGUGCUUUGGUCCUAAGAAAAAGUAUGUAUUAGAGUAAAACAUACAGUAAUGUAUUCAAACAUACAGUAACACGUUCUUAAUGCUGAUUUCUUUGUCUUUUAUUUCAUGCGACAGUGUAUCUGUCCAUUUUGUGACUAAAAAGUUAAACAUCCUCUAACAGUACAUUAUGUGUAUUAUCUAGGUUCUCAAAUGGGGGUACGCGUACCCCUGGGGGUACGUGAAGGCACUCCAGGGGGAUGAAGAUCUUUGUGUGGCUGGUGUGGAUUAGCGCACUGCUAAAAGGGGUGGUUGGGGCUCACGGGCGCUAUGCGCAGAAGCUGCUCAACGAUCUGAUGGAGAACUACAGCUCAGCCUUGCGGCCUGUGGACGACACGGACAAGGCCCUCAAUGUCACGCUACAGAUCACACUCUCCCAGAUCAAAGAUAUGGACGAGCGGAACCAGGUGCUGACCACGUACCUGUGGGUGCGUCAGGUCUGGCAUGAUGCUUAUCUGCGGUGGGACAAAGAGGAGUAUGACGGUCUGGAGGUCAUCAGGAUCCCAUCAGAACUCGUCUGGAGGCCAGACAUUGUACUUUACAACAAUGCUGAUGAGGAGAAUAAGGAUGGGCCUCCUGAAACAAAUGUAGUCUUGCGCUACGAUGGCGAGAUUACCUGGGACUCCCCUGCCAUCACCAAAAGCUCCUGUAAGGUGGACGUUGCCUACUUCCCUUUUGACAGCCAACAAUGCAACCUCACCUUUGGCUCCUGGACAUACAAUGGAAAUCAGGUUGACAUCAACCUGGACAAGGACAAGCAGUCCGGCGAUCUGUCCGACUUUGUGGAGAACGUGGAGUGGGAGUGCCACGGCAUGCCGGCCAAGAAGAGCGUCAUCAUGUACGGCUGCUGCUCGGACCCGUACCCGGACAUCACUUACACGGUGCUGCUCAAGCGCCGCUCCUCCUUCUACAUCUUUAACCUGCUGCUGCCCUGCUUCCUCAUCUCCUUCUUGGCGCCGCUGGGCUUCUACCUGCCCGCCGACUCCGGGGAGAAGGUCUCGCUCGGGGUCACUGUGCUGCUGGCCCUCACCGUCUUCCAGCUCAUGGUGGCUGAGAGCAUGCCUCCCUCAGAGAGCGUGCCUCUGAUCGGGAAGUACUAUAUAGCAACAAUGACCAUGAUCACAGCGUCCACGUCACUGACCAUCUUUAUUAUGAACAUUCAUUUUUGUGGGGCGGAGGCAAAGCCCGUUCCUCACUGGGCAAAAGUGCUCAUCAUUGACUACAUGGCUAAGCUGUGUUUUGUGUAUGAGGUGGGCGAGAACUGUACCUCACCCGAGGACUCCAGCACCCACCUCUACACCGAUGAGUCUAUGAGAGGUGGCUAUCAGGAUGAUGCUUACUAUGGCAACCACUACCUUGACAACGGUCACUAUGGAAACAGCCACUACAAUCAACACCAUGACAAUGGAAACUACCGCCAUCACAAUCAUCACAACAACCUUAGCGACAGCAGAUGCCUGGCCCGUGUCCAGAGGAAUGGACCACAGAGGGGUGGGGACAGGAGGGGAAGGGAGCCACCCAUGCCACAUAUCAUGCGAGACUCCAAUGUUCACAUCCCCGCUUAUGACCCUCUAGAGGAGAAACUGAAGGCCAGCGACCUGUCCAUCCCUGAGAAACUCCACGCGUAUGGCUACAACCCAGGCAAUGACUUUAGCCAUGACAGUGCUUGCAGAAGUAGCAACAAUUAUCACAACGGAGGCCCAGUGCGCGGGAGCUGCUCUUGUGGAAUGCCGCAGAAGGUUGUGCGGAACAUUGAGUACAUAGCCAACUGUUUCUGGGAGCAAAGGUCACACCAGGCUAAGGGAGCAGAGUGGAAGAAGGUCGCUAAGGUGAUGGACCGUUUUUUUAUGUGGAUCUUUUUCAUCAUGGUCUUCCUUAUGAGCAUCCUUGUCAUUGGCCAAGCAGCUUGACCUAAGUGGGACAUGUAGGUUGCUUUCUUAGACUGUGCAUCCAAGAGUCCUCAUAGCUCAUGUUUGCAACUCAAACAAGCGACCAGGCAGAGGCUCUUAACUGGGUUCCUGAGUUCAGUAAAGCAGCAGUCACUGCUGAUGUGAUGCAGAUACUACAAUGAAA
Messenger RNA from Alosa sapidissima (American shad), 2763 nucleotides. It is a transcript of the gene chrna9a, whose product is annotated as cholinergic receptor, nicotinic, alpha 9a. The transcript is spliced from 7 exons. Lineage: Eukaryota; Metazoa; Chordata; Actinopteri; Clupeiformes; Clupeidae. Gene Ontology annotation, biological process: signal transduction; monoatomic ion transmembrane transport; nervous system process. Gene Ontology annotation, cellular component: postsynaptic membrane; neuron projection; synapse. The record is from RefSeq and is a predicted model, not a curated record. Gene Ontology annotation, molecular function: transmembrane signaling receptor activity; acetylcholine-gated monoatomic cation-selective channel activity. The coding region runs from base 891 to 2600 and encodes 569 amino acids.